AACCCUGAAUCUAAAAUCUCAAACCCCUCGCCUCAUUUUCAAAAGCAAAACAAAAACACCACUCACCACUCUAGAGCGAGCGCGCAACAAUGUCGGGUUUCUCAUUCGGAUCUUCCGCUUCUUCCCAAUCUUCAUCUUCAUCCCCAUUUUCAUUCGGGUCAUCCCCAUCACCCGCUUUCUCAUUCGGAUCUUCAUCCCCUUUCUCCUCCACCACAAACCCUACCUCCGCCGCUUCUUCUUCUCCAUUCUCAUUCGCUCCCUCUUCCUCUUCUUCCACUUCUCUUUUCUCUGCUCCUACCUCCACUUCUUCUUCCUUCAACAUCGCAUCUUCAUUCGGCGCGGCUUCCUCAUUAUUCGGCUCCUCCUCCGCUUCAUCCGCGCCGGCUACCUCAGCUCCUUCAUUAUUCGGCUCCGCGAGUUCAGGUUCUUCAUUGUUCUCAUCGUCCUCUUCUGCUACCACGCCGUUUGGUGGAACUCCCUCAACUCCAGCAUUUGGAGUAGCGUCAUCGGCUUCAACUACGCUGUUUGGAGCACCGUCCUCGGCUUCAACCACGCCGUUUGGAUUUGCGUCCUCCGCUUCCACAACGCCAUUUGGAGCAGCGUCCUCCGCAUCGACGCCGUCGUUUGGAGCACCGUCGUCGACUUCAGCAACGCCGUCGUUUGGAGCACCGUCGUCGGCUUCAGCAACGCCGUCGUUUGGAGCACCGUCUUCGGCUUCAGCAACGCCGUCGUUUGGAGCACCGUCGUCGGCUUCAGCAACGCCGUUUGGAUUUGCGUCAUCGGCUUCCACAACGCCGUUUGGAGCAGCGUCCUCAGCUUCGGCUUCGCCGUUUGGAGGAAUUUCAUCUGCUUCGACGACAACAACUCUAUUUGGUGGAACAGCUUCUGCAGCAACGACGUCGUUUGGGGCAUCUUCUUCUGCAGCAACGACAUCGUUUGGAGCAGUUUCUUCAGCAGCAACUACACCUUCUUUAUUUUCAAGCGCGUUCUCUACAGGUGCUGCUUCAACUUCAACCACAACGACGUCGUUUUCACCUUUUGCCAAACCUUCUGCACCAGCCAGUACUACAACUGCAACGUCGUCGUUUAGCUCUUCAGGAUUCUCCUUAGGAAACUCAACUUCCUCUGCUUCUCAACCCGCAUUUGCUUUCACCAAUGUACCAUCCUCUUCCGCUUCGGCUUCAGUUUCAUCCGCCUCGACAGUUUCCGGCACACCGGCUGCUUCAAAGCCCCCGGGUUCUUUCUCUUUCACCACAUCUUCGGUGCCGCUGUUUUCGACUGUGACGACUACUACAGCCUCAACAACAACGACUGGCGCUGCAAUUGUUUCGUCUUCUGCGCCUGCAUCUUCUGCUCCGGCCAGUAGUGGAUUUUCGUUGGCAGCUGCUCCGGUUGCAUCUACUGGUGCUGGCUCUUCAUCGGCCGGUGCAGGAUCAUCAUUUGCGGGUUUUGGUGUAGGGAGCACGGCACCUACGGCGUCCACUGCAUCAACUGCUUCAUUGGGGACUGGAUUUUCAUUUGCUAACAAGGCCUCAGCCCCGUCUGUUUCGGCAGCUACUGCUCCUGCAUUUGGGGUGAGCACUUCAACCUCUACCACUCCAGCAAUUUCUAGUUUGAGCACUGGUGCAACUCAGACAUCAUCUGCUGUUGUUGCGGCUUCUACUAGUGGAACUACUUUAACUGUCAGCGCAUCAGUUGCUGCUGCACCAAAAUUGCCAUCUGAAAUCACAGGAAAGACUGUAGAAGAGAUUAUCAAGGAGUGGAAUGCUGAGUUGCAAGAGAGAACCGGAAAGUUUCGUAAACAAGCUAAUGUGAUAGCUGAAUGGGAUCGCAGGAUUUUACAGAACCGUGAUGUUCUGUUAAGGCUUGAGAUUGAAGUGGCAAAAGUAGUUGAGACACAAUCAAAUUUGGAGCGGCAAUUGGAGUUGAUAGAGACUCAUCAACAGGAGGUUGAUAAGGCUUUACUAAGCGUGGAGGAAGAAGCGGAACGUAUUUACAAGGAUGAGCGUGGUGUACUGCUUGAUGAUGAAGCUGCGUCUACAAGAGAUGCAAUGUAUGAGCAGUCGGAAUUGAUUGAGAGGGAACUAGAGCAAAUGACAGAGCAGAUCAAGUCAAUUAUUCUGUCCCUUAAUUCAAACCAGGGUGGAGAGGUUGAUGCACCUGAUGGAAUGUCUCCACUAGAUGCUGUAGUUCGAAUUUUAAAUAAUCAACUAACUUCUCUGAUGUGGAUUGAUGAAAAGGCUGAAGAAUUUUCUUCCCGCAUUCAGAAGCUAGCUAACCAAGGUUCUGCUUCUUCGGAUCGUGAACAGAUAGGACUUGGAAACUGGAUGUCUUGAUAUUUCAAAUUUGUAUAGCAUCUCAACCCUUUCAAAUACAAGCAAGAAAACACAUUUGUAUUAAACGGCUAGUCGGCUAUCUUAUAAUAUAUUUAUACCGAGAUUCUGGAUGAGUUGUUUUAGAAUUAUUACUAUCAAUUUCCUUGUAAAACACCCAAAUAAUUUUUCUAUAAUUUCAUUUUGAAGAAAAAAUCUGUCAUGAAAUUGAGGAUUGUUGGUAGUAAAGAAUGAAAUUUUGGAACCAUUCCUAAUGAAAAA
Molecule: messenger RNA, 2594 nt
Organism: Cicer arietinum (chickpea)
Lineage: Eukaryota; Viridiplantae; Streptophyta; Magnoliopsida; Fabales; Fabaceae
Source: RefSeq, a predicted model, not a curated record